Daucus carota subsp. sativus is the source of this 2454-nucleotide messenger RNA. RefSeq names its product SUMO-activating enzyme subunit 2. The transcript is spliced from 11 exons. The coding region runs from base 176 to 2125 and encodes 649 amino acids. The record is from RefSeq and is a predicted model, not a curated record. Gene Ontology annotation, biological process: protein sumoylation. Gene Ontology annotation, cellular component: SUMO activating enzyme complex; cytoplasm. Gene Ontology annotation, molecular function: SUMO activating enzyme activity. NCBI's taxonomy places the organism in Eukaryota, Viridiplantae, Streptophyta, Magnoliopsida, Apiales, Apiaceae.
ACUUUAUUAGCCCCGUUUACUCUCCCGAGUCCCAAGAUUCCCCAAACACUAGUUCUCCCCCCUUUCUUUUCAUUUCUCGCUACCCCAAAAGCCAAAACCCUCCAUUAUUUUCGUAAAAUACACACACAAAUAUAUUUGAUUCGAAGCAGCAGAGUAGUUCUUUUAGGUCUUCUCUAUGGCUGCUGCUACUCAACACCCGUUUUCUGCAAUAAAGGGCAAAAAAGUGCUAAUGGUUGGUGCUGGUGGUAUUGGAUGUGAGCUUCUCAAGACUCUUGCUCUCUCGGGCUUUCAAGAUAUUCACAUAAUUGAUAUGGACACAAUAGAAGUGAGCAACCUAAAUCGACAAUUUUUGUUUCGACAAACACAUGUUGGGCAAUCCAAGGCCAAAGUUGCCCGUGAUGCUGUUUUGAGAUUUAGGCCUCAGAUUAGCAUCACACCAUACCAUGCAAAUGUGAAAGAUCCUGAAUUCAAUGUGGAUUUUUUCAAGCAAUUUCAUGUUGUAUUAAAUGGACUCGACAACUUAGAUGCUAGACGGCAUGUUAACCGCCUCUGUUUAGCAGCAGAUGUACCUUUAGUUGAAAGCGGGACAACCGGUUUUCUGGGUCAGGUCACUGUACAUGUUAAGGGCAAGACAGAAUGCUAUGAAUGCCAGCCAAAACCAGCUCCCAAGACAUAUCCUGUGUGUACCAUUACAAGCACUCCGUCAAAGUUUGUUCACUGUAUUGUUUGGGCUAAGGACUUGCUUUUUUCAAAGCUCUUUGGCGAUAAGAAUCAGGAAAAUGAUCUUAAUGUGCGUUCUGGUGAUGCCAGUAGCUCUUCAGGACAUUCAGAAGAUGUAUUUGUGCGUAAACCUGAAGAAGACAUCGACCAAUAUGGAAGAAGGGUUUAUGACCAUGUUUUUGGUUAUAAUAUUGAGAUGGCUUUGUCUAAUGAAGAGACAUGGAGAAACCGAAACAGGCCAAGGCCUAUAUAUGUACGAGAUGUUCUGUCAGCUGCUCUGUCACAACAAAAUGGUGACAUGGAAAACACUAAAAUUUCAGAUGAUCCUUUAUCUGUAUCUGCAAUGGUGUCACUGGGUCUGAAGAAUCCACAGGAGGUGUGGAGCCUUGUUGAAAAUUCAAGAAUUUUCCUCGAGGCACUAAAGUUGUUCUUUUCAAAAAGAGAACAGGAAGUAGGAAACUUGAGUUUUGAUAAAGACGACCAGUUGGCUGUAGAGAUUGUCACUGCUGCUGCCAAUAUUCGGGCUUCUUCCUUCGGGAUUCCCUUACAUAGCCUUUUUGAAGCCAAGGGAAUCGCUGGCAAUAUUGUGCAUGCAGUUGCAACAACAAAUGCUAUAAUUGCUGGCUUGAUUGUGAUCGAGGCAAUUAAAGUGCUUCGGAACGACACAAGCAGCUAUAGGAUGACCUACUGCCUUGAACAUCCAUCUAGAAAGAUGCUUCUCAUGCCAGUGGAGCCAUUUGAGCCUAGUAAGAACUGCUAUGUUUGUUCUGAGACACCUCUUCUGCUUGAGAUUAAUACUCAGCGGUCAAAGUUGAGAGACGUAGUUGAGAAAAUUGUAAAAGCCAAGCUUGGCAUGAGUUUGCCAUUAGUCAUGCAUGGCGCUGCCCUUCUUUAUGAGGUUGGUGAUGAUCUUGAUGAAAUAAUGGUAGCUAUUUACUCAGCAAAUCUUGACAAGGUUCUAUCAGAGCUUCCAUCUCCUAUAACUGGUGGUACUAUACUCACAGUUGAGGACUUUCAGCAAGAGCUUUCUUGCAAUAUCAAUAUUAAACACAGGGAGGAGUUUGAUGAGGAGAAGGAACCAGACGGCAUGAUUCUCUCUGGAUGGACUCAGGCUUUGACAACAGAAAACAAUAAAAAUUCUUCUGCUGGUAAUGGGACGAGCACUUCCAGUCAAGCAGUUCCAAUUGAAACUGUGGUGGAUGAUGAACUAGAAAUUCUUUCAGGAGAAACUGCAACUCUACAUUCAGGGAAGAAAAGAAAGAUAUCUGACAGUUCAAAAGCCUCUAAUACAUCUUUCGAGGAAAAGAGUAAGAGAAAGGCUGAUGAACUUGAACUCGAUAGUCCUAUUGUUGUGCUCGAGGGAAGCAUGGAGAAAGACAAUGGGAAGAAGAAGAGGUUGCAAUAGAAUACUCAGGUUUAGUAGAUAACAUAUCACAUCUUAGUUAUGUAUCAUGUUUGAAAGAAUUGCCAUUCGUUUACGUUCUUUAAUCUCGAGAAGUGAAUAUGUUAGGGCUAAUAUCAAAUUCCUUUGAGCUAGAUACAUGUAUCAAAACAUCAAGGAUAGCACCAUCUGUAUUUGUCGACUUUUGCCAAACACUGUAGCUAGCUACUAACGCAUUGUUAGAAACAGUGCUAGAACAAUGGAUACUCCCGUAGCUAAUUGUCAUCUUUCCUGAACAAUUUUGAUGACUUUCUGAUGAAUUCUGGUAUGUGAUGCAAAUUUUCCUGAUGCUA